AUGUACGACACCCUGUGCCGACAUUUCAUGCCCAGCUACGGCAAUGACUGGGUCAAAGCACCCAACUUUGCUCGACUGGCAAAGCGGUCAGUGCAGUUUGAUAAUUUCUACGUCGGAUCCAUGCCCUGCAUGCCGGCCAGACGCGAAAUGCACACCGGCCGCUACAAUUUUCUGCACCGCUCCUGGGGGCCGCUGGAGCCCUUCGAUGAUUCAAUGCCAGCCAUUCUCGAUGCCAACGGCGUGCAUACGCACAAGGUGACAGACCACUAUCACUACUGGGAAGACGGUGGCGCAACGUACCACCAGCGCUUCACAACAUUCGAUCUGGUGCGCGGCCAGGAGGGUGACAAAUGGAUCGGUGACGUCGGCAAACUGCGCGACCCGAACUACGGGGCAGAGCGAUGGCCGGAACACCAGCGGGUCAGGCUGCAGAAACAGGAUAAUAUCAAUCGGGAACACAUGACACGCGCAGCCGAGCAACCCCAAUAUAAAACUUUCAGCCUCGGGCUGGAUUUCAUCGAGCGCAAUCUGGAAACGGAUGACUGGUAUGUGCAGAUCGAAACCUUCGACCCCCAUGAACCAUUUUUCUCCCAGCAGGAGUUUCAUGACCUCUACCCGCACGAAUACGACGGUCCUGAAUUUGAUUGGCCACCCUAUCGGGAAGUGAGGGAAGAUGAGCAGACUAUCCAACACAUCCGCUACAUGUAUGCGUCCCUCGUCUCAUUCUGCGACCAGCAGCUGGGCCGCGUAUUAGAUCUGUUUGACAAACACAAUCUGUGGGAAGACACCCUGCUGAUUGUUAAUACCGAUCAUGGUUUUCUGAUGGGGGAACACGACUGGUGGGCAAAAGUGGUCACGCCAUUUUUCCAGGAAGUUGCGCACAUACCAUUCUGGAUCUACGACCCACGACAACCGGAAUGUGUUGGCCAUAAGCGCAACGCGCUGGCGCAGACUAUUGAUUUACCGCCGACCAUCCUGGAUUACUUUGGUGUCGACAUUCCAGCCGACGUGCAAGGCAGCACGCUGACAGAGCGUAUGCUCUACGAUGAGCCACAUAGACAAGCCGUCCUAUAUGGUGUCAUGGGGGGGCAGGUAAAUGUCACAGAUGGCCGAUACGUCUAUAUGCGAGCCCAUGCAACUGAAAACAACACCCCUUUAUUUGAUUACACACUGAUGCCAACCCACAUGCACAGCAUGUUCUCUGUCCGUGAGAUGCAGGACUGGGACAAACACGAGGGUUUUGUGUUCACCAAAGGCUGUCCCGUUAUGCAGAUUCCAACACGCACCCCGAAGGCUUUCCUGACUAAUAAAACGCCUUACGGCAGCGGGCGGACGGCCACGUUACUGUUUGAUGUGGUGAAUGAUCCUGCCCAGGAACAGCCGAUUUUCGACAUUGAAGUUGAAGCACGCAUGAUGACGCUGAUGAUCAGAGAAAUGGCCCGCAAUGACUGUCCUCCGGAACAGUAUGAACGCCUUGGGAUUCCCGCAGCAGCAGCCAACCAGGGCAUAAGGGCGUUGCCCAUGAUGCCAUUUCGCAGCCUGAUGGAGAAUGCGCCAGAACAUUACGUCGCCAAAAGUCUUCACGCUGCACCCAUGUAUGAUCUCCUGAUUAAGAAUGCGACUGUUGUUGACGGUACUAAUCAAGCAGAAUUCCGCGCAGAUGUUGCGGUCAGCAGCGGCAAAAUUGUGGCUGUCGAUAAGGACUGCAAAUUAGCGGGUGCGACCAGGACGGUAGACGCCAGCGGCUUACUCCUGACACCUGGGUUCGUAGAUAUUCACACCCACUACGACGGUCAGGUCUGCUGGGACAAGCAGGUCACACCCAGUUCAUGGCAUGGCGUGACCACUGUAGUGAUGGGCAACUGUGGUGUGGGUUUUGCGCCGGUACACCCGGGCACUGAAGGAGAACUGGUCGCGCUGAUGGAAAGCGUUGAAGACAUUCCCGGCACUGCCCUGCACGAAGGCAUACCCUGGGGUUGGGAGUCUUUUGGCGAAUACCUGGACACCAUCGAUACACCCUACACUAUGGAUAUCGGCACCCAGGUACCUCAUGUGGCCAUUCGACAUUACGUGAUGGGAGAACGCUGUUACGACGAUGCUACAGCCAGUGACAUGGCUGAAAUGCGCGAUAUCACCCACCAGGCGCUCAAAGACGGCGCGCUGGGAUUUUCUACCUCAAGGUUUUAUGGACAUAUGGACAAACGUGGCCAGGUUGUGCCUGGAACCCACGCCUCUGCCGAAGAAAUGUGCACCAUCGGCGAGGCGUUUGCUGGACUCGACCAUGGCACGAUAGAGAUCAUUUCAGAUUACCUGGAAGAUGACGAAGAACUCUCCUGGAUCGAACACAUUGUGCGCAGUACCGGUCGCCCGAUUACCACUCUGGCCAGUGCAAACAAAGGUAAACUCUGGCAGCUUGCCGAACGACUUGAGGCAGAUGGUUUAACGCUACGCCCACAGAUUGGCGCACGCCCGGCUUCGAUUCUGAUGACCCUUGAGGGCACCAUCAACCCGAUGCGGCAACACACCGCUUAUCGCGAAAUCCAACACUUAGGUUUAAGUGAACGACAGGACGCCUUGCAGGAUCCCGGAUUUCGCCAGCGUGUGCUCACAGAAGCGCCUAUAUUGCCACGCAACAAAGACGCGCAACGUUUCAUGAAUGACUACCAGCGUAUUUUUGUGAUGGACGAAGCGUUGAGUUACGAGCCCGGUGCAGCCGACUCCGUCGCCGGGAUCGCUGCAGCUAAAAAUCUCAACCCUCUCGAGGUGAUCAUGGACACCAUGGCCGCAGGCAUUCCACUGCUGGUGUUCUUCACGGGCUACAAAGACGACCUUGAACCACAGCGCAGAAUCAUCGAAGAAAAACUAUCGGUGUUUGGCUUAUCCGAUGGCGGCGCGCAUUGUGGCGUACUUGUUGACGCCAGUGUACCCACUUACAUGCUGGCCUAUUUCACUCGGGACCGACAGCGCGGCCCAAAGAUGUCAUUACCUUUUGUUGUGCACAAAUUGACCCAGGAUACAGCCAGUCUUUACGGGCUUCACGAUCGCGGCGUCAUUGCGCCCGGGUACAAAGCCGACCUCAAUCUCAUCGAUUACAAAAAACUGAAAUUACACGCACCGGAAAUGGCAUACGACUUACCGGCCGGCGGCAAACGGCUGGUUCAAAAAGCAGACGGUUACCAUAUGACCGUCUGCAAUGGCGAGGGGAAGCCAAUGAGAACUUUACGUGCCGCGAUCUAUCGCAGCUGCACUCUGGUGUGCCUGGCUGCAGCUGCACUGUUAGUACCCGCAACCAGCAUCGCCGACUCCGUCCCACCACCUGACAACACCCUUUCUGAAGCUGAGCGAAAUGCAGGCUGGCAAUUACUGUUUGACGGCCAAAGCCUUGAGCAGUGGCGUACUUACGGUGAGCAGACGACUAGAUCGGCAUGGCAGAUUCAAGACGGCGCAAUUGUCCUCACCCAACGGGGCGGCGGCGACCUGAUAACCCGUGAAGCCUUUGAAAACUUUGAACUUCAAUUGCAGUGGAAGAUUGCUGAAGGCGGCAACAGCGGUAUAUUUUUUAAUGCAGACGAGAGCGAACUACCUAUCUACGUGCACGCGGCAGAAAUUCAGAUCCUUGACGACGCCCGUCAUCCGGAUAAUAAAAAGGCAAACAGAUUUGCUGAAAAUGCAAAUGGCUAUAUCGGCUUACAGGGUUUUGCAUACGAUGCCGUGGUGGUCGGCUCUGGUGCUGGUGGCGGCAUGGCAGCCUUUGUCCUCACUCAGGCCGGUCAUCGGGUACUGAUGCUGGAAGCGGGUCGCGACUACGACCCGAAAACUGAAACGCCGAUGUUUAACACCGCGGCCCAGGCGCCAUUACGUGGCACUGCUACGCCAGACAAACACUUUGGUUUCUACGAUGCUACCGUAGAUGGCGGUUGGGAAGUCCCCGGAGAACCCUAUACCACCGCGCCGGGCAGUGAAUUUCUCUGGUGGCGGGCGCGCAUGUUAGGUGGCCGAACAAAUCACUGGGGCCGUUUUUCGCUGCGAUUCAGCGAACAUGAUUUCAAAGCUUACAGUCGUGAUGGCCUGGGGGCAGAUUGGCCCAUCGAAUAUUCUGAUCUCGCGCCCUGGUACGACAAAGCUGAAACGCUGAUUGGCGUUUCAGGAGACAACCCCGGGCUCGAUGAUAUGCCUGAUUCGUCACCAGGGGUAUUACAGCCACCGCCACCGCCCCGGGUGCCGGAGUUACUGCUGUCAGCCGCAGCCAGGAAACUUGGCAUACCAACAGCGUAUAUGCAUCGCGCUGUGCUGACGAAACCGCUGGAUGAUCGACAGGCUUGUUUUUACGCAACCCCAUGCGGCCGUGGCUGCUCUAUCGGUGCGGCUUUCCAGACCACAACCUCUUUAUUACCGAUGGCGAUGGCAACCGGCCGUUUGAAAAUUGUUACCAACGCGAUGGUCAGCAAAGUAACAAGCGACCAGAACGGUAGAGCGCAGAGCGUCACCUAUGUGGACCGAAUAACGCAAAAAGCCAUCAACGUCCCGACAAGGGUAUUAAUACUGGCAGCCAGUGCCUGCGAAAGCGCACGCAUUCUGCUGAACUCCAGGGACGAUAGACAUCCUCACGGCCUGGCUAACAGCAGUGGUGAGCUGGGACGCAACCUUAUGGAUUCCACCGGCGCCAACUUUGCAGGUUACAUUCCCAGCCUGGAAAACCGACCGCGAUACAAUGAAGACGGUAAUACGUCCAACCACCUGUUCAUUCCCUGGUGGGGACACAAAGCACAGGCCCGCGGCGAGCUCGAUUUCGCACGAGGUUAUCAUUUCGAAUUGGGUGGCGGUUUUGGUGCACCGGGGAUGAGUAUCGGCAGGUUGGCUGAAGGGUAUGGAGCUGCUUUGAGAGCCGGCGUCCAGAAAGGUUAUGGUUCAAGCAUUGGUCUGGCGCUGAGAGGCGAAAUGCUCCCUAAUUCCAAUUGUUAUAUGGAAGUUGACAAACAGGUGGUCGACAAAUGGGGCAUUCCCGUACCCAAGUUCCACUGGCGCUGGUCAGAACAGGAAUUAAAUCAGAUCGCUCACGGCCAGAAAACAGCACAUCAGAUCAUCAAAAUCAUGGGCGGUCAGGUUUAUAACCCAGACCAAACUCCGGAAGAUGCGCUGAAAAAAGGCGGCGAGAUCAUCCAUGAAGUGGGCACCACGCGCAUGGGUUCAAACCGCCGGGAUUCAGUCACCAAUCAAUGGGGCCAGGCCUGGGAUAUGCCUAACCUGUUUGUCAUGGACGGCGGCGUCUUUGCUUCAAAUCCGCAUAAAAACUGUAUGAAGACCAUGAUCAGCCGCCGCGAGUCACUGCGACGGAUGAUGCUAUUGGCCGCUGGCUGGGGUAUGCCUUUCAGCUUCGCGGCGGCCAGCGACCUCAGCGCUGCGGACUGGGUAAGCGUUGAUCCAAAGCCUGUGAGUGCACCGGGCUAUGGUACGGACCCAAACUUACUGCAUCCGGCACCGGCGCCCUGGCCUAAAACCCUCACAGAUGAGCAGCUGACGCUGAUCUCCACCCUGGCGGAUAUCCUGAUACCCGCAGACGGCACUUCGCCGAGUGCGUCCAGCGCAGGUGUGGUCGAGGUUCUGGAUGAAUGGGUGAGCGCCCCUUAUCCAAGCCAACAGGCACACCGGGCCCAGAUUCUCUCUGGCCUGCAGUGGUGCAACGCCCAGGCACAACAUCUGUUUGGUGAACCGUUUACGGCACUUAAGCCUGACCAGCAGCUGAAUAUCAUUGAUGAGAUCGCAUACCCCAUCGCCGAUGACCCAGAGGAUGAGCAGUCACCGGUUCAAUUCUUCAGUCUGUUGCGCACCCUGGUUGCCGGUAUGUAUUACACCAGUCCAGCGGGCGUGCUGGAACUGGAUUAUCAGGGCAAUGUGCCGAUCAGCGGAGAUUACCCGGGGCCAAGCAUAUCCGGUGGGUGGGCGGCUAAAGAGCUGACCGAGCGCGGGUUGAAUGUCCUGUUGUUGGAGCGCGGCAAAGACGUUGAACAUGUCAAAGACUACAUCAACGCCCGCAAAGGUCCCUGGGAAUACCCGCACCGUGGACAACGCACCUACGCCAUGGAAGAAGCUUACCCUGUCUUACGUCGCGACUAUCCGUUAAACGAGCGCAACCUGGACUGGUGGGCGUCCGACCAGGACUCACCCUAUACCGAGGUGAAACGGUUCGACUGGUAUCGCGGCUAUCAGGUUGGAGGCCGGUCACUCACCUGGGGGCGGCAGAGUUAUCGACUGGGAGACCUCGACUUUGAAGCCAACGCGCGCGAAGGUAUCGCGGUAGAUUGGCCUGUCCGCUACGACGAGUUGAAACCCUGGUACGACCACGUUGAACGUUUUGCCGGUAUUUCCGGUUCGAAAGAGCGGCUGCCACAACUGCCGGAUGGCGAGUUUCAGCCUGCAAUGCCUUUAAACUGUGGUGAACAACAGGCCGCAGAGCGUCUGCAAAGUGCCUUUGAUGGGCAACGUCAUAUCAUUCCCGGUCGGGUGGCCAACCUUACCCAACCCCUUCCAGGUCGAUCACCGUGCCAGUACCGGGCCGCCUGCUAUCUGGGCUGCCCAUACGGUGCCUAUUUCAGCAGCCAAUCAUCUACGCUGCCCGCUGCGAUGGCGACAGGCAGACUGAUUCUGCGGCCGUUUGCCAUCGUUACCGAACUGAACUACGACAAAGAUACACAGCGGGUUGUUGGCGUGCGCGUGCAGGACGCGGUCACUAACAAUACAACUGAGUACCAGUCGAAAAUUGUUUUCCUGUGUGCCUCCACCCUCAAUUCAACCUGGCUGUUAAUGCGCUCAGCAACAGACGUGUGGCCUGGCGGCUUAGGCAGCAGUUCGGGUGAGUUAGGCCACAACCUGAUGGACCACCAUUUUCGCCUGGGUGCGCGCGGACGCCUGGAAGGCCUGGACGACAAAUACUAUUUUGGGUCACGCCCAACCGGCUUCUACAUCCCACGCUACAGAAACAUCAACGGCGACAAACGUGACUAUUUGCGUGGCUUUGGAUACCAGGGUUCCGCCUCGCGGGGCGACUGGUCGCGAGCGGUCAGAGAAUUGGGCAUUGGCGCCAAAUUCAAAGACGCCCUCACGCAGCCCGGGCAGUGGAGCAUCGGUGCCACCGCGUUUGGCGAGAUGUUACCCGACCAUAAUAAUAAAAUUUCGAUAGACGAAACACGCACAGAUAAAUGGGGGCAACCGGUCCUCGCUAUCGAUUGCGAAAUUGGAGAAAACGAAAAACUCAUGCGCAUAGACAUGAUGAAUGACAUGGCGGAAACCCUGCAGGCGGCAGGCGCUGUAGAUGUUCAAACCUAUGACGCAGGUUAUGCCCCCGGCCAGGGUAUCCACGAGAUGGGUACAGCGCGUAUGGGGCGGGAUCCCACCACGUCUGUGUUAAACCGCUGGAACCAGGUCUGGGACGCCCCUAACGUGUUUGUUACGGAUGGCUCGUGUAUGACCUCCGCCGCCAAUCAGAAUCCUUCGCUUACCUAUAUGGCGCUUACUGCACGUGCAGCAGACUAUGCAGUGGCAGAACUGAAACGUCAGAAUCUGUAG
This is a messenger RNA of Symbiodinium necroappetens, 7563 nucleotides long. Lineage: Eukaryota; Dinophyceae; Suessiales; Symbiodiniaceae. The record is from the annotation of a GenBank genome assembly.